AUGGAGACCGACGAGGACGCGCUCUUCCUCCUUGAACUCAUCGUCGACAGCCUGAGCUUGGAAGGACUUGCUUGCUCUGCUGACCAAGCGCUCUCGAUCGGCUUCCAGCUGCUUGCGUUCGACGUUGUCCUGCUGCAUGACGUCCAUCUCAAGGCUACCGAGCAGGCAUGUCUUGUCCAGAAGGGCAAGUCGUGCAUGUUCCGCAUGCCCAUGGACCGUUUCGUGGACGACGUCGCUGCGACGCCGCUCGCUCUCAUGGUAUUGAAGACCUCCAAUACGACCUCAAUGCAGCUCCUCGCGUUCACGUGCAUCGACUUGCCGAUGCCGAGCCGCCACGCGCGCUCGGAACGCGCCGAGUGGGUGCACCUACAGCGUCAAUGGGAGCUCCUCAACCACGCAGGCGACGUCGUGGGCUCCAUUGGCGGCGGCGUCGUGCUGACGUGUCACGGACGAGCGCUGCUGGCGCACUUGCCGCCGUCGUUUGCUGCGACCAUCGACACCAUGGCCCCUGUCCUCGUGGCCCCCUCGCCAGAGAGCAAGCCAGAUACCACUGGUGCCACGUGCUGCACAAAGACUGUCGCCACCGACGCCACCGAUGCGCCCGUGGUGGAGACCUCCGAGCUUGCCAUCCAAUGCAACUUGGCACUCGAAUCGGCCAUCUCGCCAGUGGUGCUCGAGUCGACGCCGUCGCCAGCAAAGCCCGCGAGCGACGCCAUAGCUGAACUUCUGGAGCGACCACCAUCGCCAGCGCUAAUUGCUUCUAUCAGCGAUAGCAUUCCUGGGCUCUUCGAGUCGCUAGCCCCACCGGCGCUCCUCUACCAUUGCCCGCGACGCUCGAAGGAGGCGAGCGAGGAUGCUGCGUGGGGCGACAUGCACAUUGGACCGGCGGACGAUGGAGCACCGCAGCUGCGCUUCACCAAGCCAAGUCGCAACGACGAGCGGUUUGGCUGGUCCGACUAGUUGCGCCAUGGGCCGACGUCCAUCGUCUCGAUCGUGGCACGUCGAGCGUCGUCGGAAGCGACCGAGGCCCUGCGAGUCGCCUCUCCUGCGGCCAGCAAACAAGCGUUGAACACGUAUCCAAGGUGCUCGAAUCUUCCAUACACCGGCACACGCCACGUUCUUUAAAUAUAUCUCCCACCACUGUAAACCAUCA
Saprolegnia diclina VS20 is the source of this 1153-nucleotide messenger RNA. RefSeq lists its product as hypothetical. Gene Ontology annotation, biological process: mitotic spindle midzone assembly; positive regulation of cytokinesis; cytoplasmic microtubule organization. Bases 1 to 960 code for a protein of 319 amino acids. NCBI's taxonomy places the organism in Eukaryota, Oomycota, Saprolegniomycetes, Saprolegniales, Saprolegniaceae. The transcript has 3 exons. Gene Ontology annotation, molecular function: microtubule binding. The record is from RefSeq and is a predicted model, not a curated record. Gene Ontology annotation, cellular component: centrosome; mitotic spindle pole; midbody.